Penicillium pulvis is the source of this 1854-nucleotide messenger RNA. RefSeq names its product putative flavin-binding monooxygenase. The transcript has 3 exons. The record is from RefSeq and is a predicted model, not a curated record. NCBI's taxonomy places the organism in Eukaryota, Fungi, Ascomycota, Eurotiomycetes, Eurotiales, Aspergillaceae. Bases 1 to 1854 code for a protein of 617 amino acids. Gene Ontology annotation, molecular function: flavin adenine dinucleotide binding; N,N-dimethylaniline monooxygenase activity; NADP binding.
AUGGCAACAACUUUAACGGGAGGAAACCCACAUAUCGUCCAGCUUCCUACGACGCCCCCAAGCUCUGGUGGCUGUGACCCCCGAGCUAUCGUUCAGCAAUGGUUCAAUGCCCUACAAGCCCAGCUCUCGCAGCCCGACUCAAUCGACCUCAAAUACCUUUUCCAUGCCGAUUCAUGGUGGCGUGACAUGCUAGCCCUGGACUGGGAUAUGCGCACUCUCCACACAGCUGCUGAGAUACAGCAAUUCUUGCGCAAAUGCCAGGCUCAGGUCCAGUUGUCUGGUUUCAAGCUUCAAGACCAAGGAAAAUGGCAACCGAAAGUGGAGCAGGUUGUUGAUGGAUUGAGCUGGGUAUCGAGUAUGUUUUUCUUCGAGACGGCCGUUGGGAAAGGAUCAGGUAUGAUUCGGUUGACCCAGAGUGCCGAUGAGUGCUGGAGAGCGUACGCGGUGUAUACAUCGUUGCAGGAGAUGACGGGAGCCGAAGAGCCGAUCGGGAAGCGGAGAGCAGCGGGUACUACGGAGACUAUGCCCGGAGGCUUGGCUGGUGGGACGUGGAUUGAGCGGAGGGAGAGACAGAAGGAGUUUCUGGAUUCAGAGCCAACUGUGUUGGUUGUGGGAGCUGGUCAAGCGGGGUUAAACAUAGGUGCUCGUCUGCAGAACCUUGGGCUUUCGUGUCUGAUUGUCGAUAAGCACGAACGUGUGGGGGAUAACUGGCGUAAGCGGUACAGGACUCUAGUCACACACGAUCCGGCCGAAUUCACGCACAUGGCAUACCUCCCAUUCCCGCAGAACUGGCCCCAGUUCACACCCAAAGACAAACUCGGCGAUUGGUUCGAGGCCUACGCAAGCAUUAUGGAAUUGAAUGUCUGGGUUAAAACAUCCGUGGCAUCUGCCGAGUAUAACGAUGCCACUGCUGAAUGGAAGGUAAAUGUCACUCGCGGUGAUGGGACCUCACGCACACUACGUCCACGCCAUGUAGUGUGGUGUACAGGACAUUCAGGUGAAGCCCGGAUUCCAAGUUUCCCCAACCAAGAAUCCUUCCAGGGAACUGUGUACCACGGUAGCCAACACACCGAUGCCUCGGACUCAGACGUGCGAGGGAAGAAGGUUAUCGUUGUCGGCACUGGAAACAGUGGACACGACAUUGCCCAAAACUACUAUGAAAAUGGUGCCGAUGUGACUAUGCUACAGCGCAGCGGAACAUAUGUCAUAACUGCCGACAAGGGCGUGUUUAUGAUGCACGAAGGCAUGCACGAAGAUGGCGGCCCUCCGACAGAAGAAUGCGAUAUCGUCUCCGAGAGUCUCCCCUUCCCCGUUCAGUUCGCCCUAAGCGUGCAUAACACAAAGCGCUUCGCAGCCGCCGAAAAAGAAACACUCGAUGGCCUCCGUAAAGCAGGGUUCCAACUCGACUUUGGUGUGGAUGGUGCCGGUAUUGCGCGUGCGUAUAUGACACGUGGUGGCGGCUACUACAUUGAUGUUGGCUGUAGUCAACUUAUCAUCGAUGGCAAGAUCAAGGUCAAGCAUAGUCCGCGCGGGAUCACCGGCUUUGGGCCUCGUGAGCUAUGUCUUGAGGAUGGUAGCACUUUGCCAGCUGAUAUUGUUGUCUUGGCUACCGGCUAUGAUAAUAUGCGCACAACAGUUCGGAAAGUUCUUGGCGACAAAAUUGCCGAUCGUUGUCAGGAUGUGUGGGAUUUGGAUAAUGAGGGAGAGCUUCGAGGGAUGUGGCGACCCAGUGGUCACCCUGGCUUCUAUUACUUUGGUGGUAACCUUGCUCUAUGCCGCGUCUACUCUAAAUUCCUGGCUUUCCAGAUCAAGGCUGUUGAGGCUGGGCUUUCGACCGGCAACCGCCAGUAUUAG